CUAAACUCAGCUCUUUUCCAAACCCUACGCCAAUUUUCCAAGAGUCUUAGAUGGAGGACUCUAGCAAUUGUGAUACACCUUGUGAUGGAGAGAGUGUAGGGGUGAUCCUAAAUCAGAUGACUACCGUGCUGAAAUGCGACCUUCAACCGCUAAAUACUGACUGUGAUGCUAGCUCUGUGGUUUCUAUGACGGAGGGUUGUGGAUCACCUAUGUCGUCGUGGGAUUCCGAACCCGAAACUGAUAUCUCUUCUGCAAUCACUUGUCAUGUAAUGCCUGAUGAAUCCCUUCAGGAUGUUGACCGUGAAGGAAACUAUCCGGAUUCGGAAGAGGAAAACCAGUUCGUUGGGGUGGAAAACAAUGAUGAUGGUUUUUCGUGGGAGAUGGACAAUAGAAGUUACGAGGAGUUGGUCAAAAAGUUCAAUGAAAAGGAGGAAGAGUUAAGAGUUUCCAAUUUUAAGCUUCAGCUUUCAGAACAAGAGAUUAUAGUGCUGAAAGUUCAAGUUGAGAAUAGUGAGAGUCAGAUUAAUGAUAUGCAGGAAGUAUUGGAGCUGAAAGAGGAUGAGUUGUAUGAACAAAAAGAGCUUUCAGAUAAAGAGAUUCUCAAGUUGAUGACUCAAAUUGAAAAUAGUGAGAGUCAACUUGAUAAUGUGCGCGGAGAAUUAAAUCUGAAAAAUGGUCAGCUUGAUAAAGUGCACAAAGAAUUAAAUAUGAAUAAAGUUCAGCUUCUUAUGAUGCAUAAAAAGUUGAAUCUGAAAAAUGUUGAGCUUGAUAAUGUGCGCGGAGAAUUAAAUCUGAAAAACUGUCGGCUUGAUGAUGUGCACAGAGAAUUAAAUCUGAGAUACUGUCAGCUUGAUGAUGUGCGCAAAGAAUUGGAGCUGAAAGCGGGUCAGUUUGAUAAUAUCUACGGAGAACUGGAGCUGAAAGCGGGUCAGUUUGAUAAUAUCUGCAAAGAAUUGAAGCUGAAAGCGGAGGAGUUGAAUGAACAAAAGCAGCGUUCGAAAGAAGAGAUUUUCAAGUUGAAGACUCAAAUUAAAGAAAGUGAGAAUCAACUCGAAAAAGUGCGGGAAGAAUUGAGUCUGAAAAAGGAGGAGCUGCAAAAACAAACUGCUGAAUUGGAUACUCAUAUUCCAGAAUGCGUCAACAAGAUUACAAAUUUGAUGGAACAACUUAAGGAGGCUCAAAAUAAGCUCAAGUUUUCCAAUAAUGAAGUCGCAAAGGAACUUAGUGUUAAGACAUCUAUGAUUUGUCUGUUGCAAAGUCAGAUUAAAGAGCAAAAUACAGACAUUGCUGCAUUAGAAUGCAACAUAGAUGCCUUGGUUACAGCAAAGGAGGAGAAUGACGUUAACCACAAGGAGGAGUUGAAAAAAUUGAAUUCGAAACUGCUUGAAAUGCAGGUCGUGUUCUCUUGGGAGAAAGAAAAGACACAUGCUGAUAUUGCAAGGUUGUCAAAACAGAAAAAACAACUGGUCUCUAAACUGGAGGAAUUUGAGUCUAGAAACAAGGAUUUAGAAGAAAAAGUAAUGCUGCAUGAAUCUGAAAAAUCGAAUCAGAAAAAGCUGCAUUCUGCUCAAGUAAAACUUUUGCAGGAUGAGAUCAGUUGCUUGAAGAAAGAACUUGGUCAAAGAAUGAACGAUGUAGAAGCUGUGAAUAAGGAAUCAAGCAAGGUAAUGGCUGAAAUAAAUGAAUCCAAUGUCAAGGUUGAUAAGCUUAAGGCUGAGAUAUGCUCGCGCGGCGAUCAAAUAUCACAUAUGAAGAAGCAUAUAGACGAGCUGAACACAUCGCUGAAGGAGCUGGUGGUUCACUAUAGAACAAAAGUGAGUGAUGAAAAUAAGCUGAUAAUGCGAGUUGAAGAGCUUGAAAAAGAGGUGAGUAAACAGAAUGGUGUGAUCUUAGAAAAGUCUGAGGAGAAGAAGGAGGCAGUUAAACCACUAUGGAGUUCACUUGACUACAAUUGGACUGGAUGUAGUGACUUGUUCAAGCGUUGAAUGACUUAUAGGCAUGGUGGCGGUUUUACGGUUUUGUGUCGUUUUAUUUUGU
Messenger RNA from Lathyrus oleraceus (garden pea), 2037 nucleotides. RefSeq lists its product as uncharacterized. NCBI's taxonomy places the organism in Eukaryota, Viridiplantae, Streptophyta, Magnoliopsida, Fabales, Fabaceae. The record is from RefSeq and is a predicted model, not a curated record. The transcript is spliced from 2 exons. Bases 51 to 1985 code for a protein of 644 amino acids.